AAUGGCGCAGCGAGAGGUUGUACGACUUUGUAGUUUGUAUCCGCUUUUAGUAGUGUGUCAAGCGUCCGCGAAUUGCUUAUAGUUUUGUGUUACGCUAUUGUUGUAAUAAACAUACUAUUAAUAUUUUAUUUAAAAAAAAUGUGCCAAUAGUUUGUUCUCUUUGAAUUCUCAUAAUGGGUUCGAAAAUCGAAUACGUGGAUUCAUCACAUUUAUACGCUACGAACUACGUCCGUAAUUCGAAAGCGAUUGGUGUACUUUGGGCUAUAUUCACGAUUUGCUACGCGAUUAUAAGCGUUGUCGCGUUCGUUACUCCGGAAUGGAUCGGUGAUUUGGAAACUGAGUACCCGAGAAAGUUCGGUUUGUGGCAAAUAUGCAGAGCUGAUGAAUCUGUGGAGGAUUGUAAAGGACGACUCGAUGAUUUUAUGUCAAUAAACGGUUUCGUGUUCAAAGUCGCGACAGUGUUAGUGGGAGCCGCGGUCGCUUUGGCCUUGUUUACGAUAUGCGCCAUGCUCUUGUUUUUCUUCUGUCAGUCAACGACAGUUUUUCACAUAUGCGGAUGGCUUCAGUUACUUUCUGCUCUGUGCAUGAUUGGAGGCGUGGCGGUGUACCCCGCCGGUUGGAGCGAAACGGCCGUGCAGGAGACGUGCGGCCCAACUGCAGACCAGUAUAAUAUUGGUCGCUGUCACGUCCGCUGGGCCUACCUGCUGGCCGUGAUCGGCUGUCUCGACGGCGUCGUACUCGCAGCGCUCGCCUUCAUACUGGCGACUCGACACGUGAAGUUACAGCCAGACACAGCUUAUCCCACGUCUUCCCUAUAUAAAGGCGAAGUGAACAACGCGUACGUGACGGACGCGCCGUCGGUGUCGGCGUCGGGCUCGCGCAAGUCGCUGGCGCUGCAGCCCGUGCUGCUCAUGCACCCGCACGCGCCGCUCGACCUCGACGCCUACUCGCACUACUCCGGCCGCACGGCGCGCUCCAAGCACGCGCACCACUACCCGCUCUGACCGCAGCUGACCUCACCGACAUACGACGUCAUUGAUCAAAUAUUAUAUGUUUACAAACUUCUAACUGUAUUUUUAAGAUAUUCGUUCUAAGUACCUUAAAGUGAAUGAUAUUUAAAUUGUAAUAUAUUAUUAUGUGAUGUAAAUAGAUUAUUGAUUUUCUCGCGAAAUAGAAGUAUUUAGUUGUUUAAGAUAAGAUAGAACUACAGAUGUACAACGACGUUACUUGUGCCUUGAAUUUAUUAAAUUUUGAUAGAAAAUAUUUAAUAAAGUACAGUUUAUCUUA
Molecule: messenger RNA, 1287 nt
Organism: Vanessa tameamea
Lineage: Eukaryota; Metazoa; Arthropoda; Insecta; Lepidoptera; Nymphalidae
Gene: Tmhs
Product: Tetraspan membrane protein in hair cell stereocilia
Exons: 4
Coding region: 174-1004 (276 amino acids)
Biological process (GO): sensory perception of sound
Cellular component (GO): plasma membrane
Source: RefSeq, a predicted model, not a curated record